UCUAAAGAUUAAAGGGAAUUUGUAUCUCCAUGGCAACAUGUUUUCUGAUCAACCUCACUCCUGUCGAGCAGAGAGAGAACAGUUUAGAAGGUACAAGUGUUACUCUGUCCUACCCGCUCUCUAAAACUGCCACAGGGAGCGAUUAUUUCUUCUGGUACCGUCAGUAUCCUGGAGAACCUCCACAGUUCCUGCUGUCCAUCUCAGGGCUUGGUAUCAAGAGGACAGCUGAGUCUCUUGGUUCAGACAAAAGGUUUUCUAUUGAACUGACUGAAGAGAAGCCUGGAGUGGAUCUGAAGAUCUCCUCUGCUGCAGUGACAGACUCUGCUCUGUACUACUGUGCUCAGCAGCCCACAGUGACAGGAAACACAGACUCCCUGUACAAAAACCUGCUGAGCACAAAACACUCUACCAUCUCCCCGAGACCCGAUCAGUGUAAAGGAGAAGACAGUGUGAACCAGAUCAGUGAAGAAGUCAUUGCUACUGAAGGACACACAUUUGCCUCCCUGCUUUACUGGAACUCGCUCUGCUCUCCACUGCCUCACUCCAUCAUGCUCUUUGCACUCGUGAUAUGUUGCAUUUUAUGUGGUCCAAGUGUUGAAGACAGUAUCAGUCAGCAGAAGGAUGUCCAACGUGCUGUUGAGGGUGCUGCUGUGGUGCUCUCAUGCAGCUACAACAGCUCUGCAGUCAGUAGUCUCUUAUGGUACCGCCAGUACCCCGGCUCACCACCACAGUUCCUUAUCAUGGAAUACUCUGGAUACAUAACUAAUCCAAUACCAGGAAUGAAAAUAACACAUAUCAAACAACAGAGACUUGUGGAGCUGCUGAUCUCCUCUGCUGCGGUGACAGACUCUGCUCUGUACUACUGUGCUCUGAGGCCCACAGUGACA
This is a messenger RNA of Gadus morhua (Atlantic cod), 887 nucleotides long. RefSeq lists its product as uncharacterized. The annotation marks the transcript as partial. The record is from RefSeq and is a predicted model, not a curated record. NCBI's taxonomy places the organism in Eukaryota, Metazoa, Chordata, Actinopteri, Gadiformes, Gadidae. The transcript is spliced from 4 exons.